AUGAAAUUAUAUUUUUUAAUAAUUGUAUUUUCUAAUUGUUUAGCUCUUUCUUAUCUUGACGAUGAAUAUUUAUAUAUGGAAGAUGGUGUAGUUGAUUUUACUGGGAAACAAUAUGACAGUAUAAAUUUUGUUACAACACUAACAAAAAACCCUCAUUGUCUUCAGUUAUUAGAAAAAAGUAAAAUUCCUUAUCAAGACAACGAUACUAUUUUCUUCAAUGUUUCUCAAAUCCGUCCUUUAUCAGCAUUAAUCUCAUUAUUAAGUUUAUCCUUUAGUCAAGAUAGAAAUCCUUAUUAUUUAGUUCCUUUUCUUUAUCCUUCACAAAUGAUUGUUCUUCAAAACUAUUUUAAUAUCUCAGACCUGAAACUUCAAUCUGGGAUUAUUCAAACAUAUGCCAAAAUUAAUCAAACUUCAGUAAUUAUAAUAGACAGUAGUAUGAUAACUACAGUAUCAGUUUAUGAAUGGAAAGAUGGAUCAUUUUUAGAGACUGAACGAAAAAUAUUUAACAAAGGUAGAGUAGAUAGACAAAUUCAACUAGGAAAACUCAUCACGCAAAAAAACUCACAGCUAACAGAAGUUUUUAGGUGUGGUAAAAAAUUAGAUGAAAUCCUUGGGAAUGCAGAAGAAUUUAGUGAGAAAAAUAACAUUCCUUUUUGUUUAGUUUCUUCUCAAGAUAAUAUUAUUUCUACUCUUAAAGAGUUUUACACUGAAAUUAUUCAAUACCUUAAAAAUAUUCUUCAACACAAAAAAGGACAAUUAUUAUGUUCAAGUUUUUUAAUAAGAUAUUUCGAUAAUUUGAUUAGAAAAAGUCCAGACUUUAAAGACUGGAAAGUAAUUACUGCUAGUAUUACCGAAGUAUUAAAAAACAAAAAACUUGAUAAGUAUAGAGUCCUUACUCGAAGUUAUGAUUACUAUACAUUAUUUAAUCCCUACAUACAAAAUUCUGUUCCUAUUUUGACAGAUAAACGUUAUCAAACUCUUUAUGUUAAUUUUACUCUACCUUCAAACACAACUCGUUUAUGCGAAUUACGUGGAACAAUUGACUUUUCUCUUCCAGAAGAAAGUAUUGGAAAUAUUUAUUUAGAUAAAGAACCAAAUAAAAUGCCAAUUCAGCUAACAGGAAGUUUUGAAAUAACAAUUAUUAGGUCUAAACCAGAAAUAACUAAACAAUCUAUAUUUUAUGAAGAACAACAAUGUGAUACUUUCCAAGGAAAAGAAAAAUGUACGACAUCAUUAGUUGGAGUUCCAAUAAAACUAGUUCUAAGAAAAGAUAUUGAAUUAGCCAUUCAAAACAAAGACCGUUUCAUACAAGAAUCAAAACAAUUAACACCUAAAUUAAAAGCAGCUUCUUUGAGUUUUAAGUCAUUAGAUUAUAUUCAAGAAGGAAUUGAAUGGCUGAGAAGGAAUGGCCAUAGUGAAGAGGCACUCAUCUUUUCAAAAUUUAUUUCUAAAUCCUCAAAUAGUUAUGACCUCAUUGAAGUAGCUGAUUUAGUCUAUGAUUAUGUAAUGGAAAAUAGUCAUGAAAUGGAAUAA
Entamoeba dispar SAW760 is the source of this 1533-nucleotide messenger RNA. RefSeq lists its product as uncharacterized. Lineage: Eukaryota; Evosea; Mastigamoebida; Endamoebidae. The record is from RefSeq and is a predicted model, not a curated record. The coding region runs from base 1 to 1533 and encodes 510 amino acids. The transcript has a single exon.